UAGACAUUUGGCUCUAUGAAAUGAGAUAAGUAAUCUCAAAACUAAUAUUGCAUUGGUGAUAAGUCUGCAGUAAAAGUCUGCUUAAAUAUAACAAAUAAUACAAUUAAAAAUAAAACAGUAUCAUUAUAAUUUCCAAAAUAUAAAGAUUCGCUAAACGGAUUCUUUUGUAUCUUCUAAGCAAAGCCAAAAACCGUGUAUUCAAAUGACGUCAAUAUGGAAGAUUGCAAGUUAAUACCAACUUGGUUGACCAAUGCCUACUUCCAGAAUGUGUUGCGAAAUUACAAAAAAGAUACAUCUUUGACUGUCACAAAAAUGGAAUCAAGUGUAGCAACAGGGAAAGGGGAAAAUUUCAUAAGUGUGAUUAUACGUGUUAUUGUGGAGUAUAAAUCAAAUAAUAAAGCCUCAAAAAGCGAACCCUUUAUUGUGAAAUCCAAGUUAGAACACGAUGUCGCCGUAACACUAAUAUUGGAACCAUAUCAAGCUGAAGCAACGGAAAUGCUGAUGUAUGAUAAAAUAUUGCCAAUACUUAAUGAAUUAAUAAAAUUGAUUGAUGAGCAAGAGAAACUUUUUCCAACAGCCAUUUUCGUGGACUAUGAACAUAGGGCCAUAAUAUUCGAAGACCUCGCAGAAUUGGGUUAUACUUCAGCAGCACGUUUGAAUGGCAUUGAUGAGGAAGUAGCGAAAUUGUGUCUGGAGAAUAUGGCUAAGAUACAUGCUACUGGUUUGGUAUUCAAUACCAUGCAUCCGGGUCUUUUACAACAGUUGCAUCAUGGUGUUUUUAAUCGCCACACUAGAGGAUUUGCAGCAUAUUUCGAAACUAUUAUGGAAGUUUGUGCAAACUUUGCUGGAGAUUGUGUUGAUUUAGGAAUUUAUUAUAAGGAAAAACUAUUAAAAUUAAAAGAUAAUAUGAUGGAGUGUGGAGCUAGAGUUUUUGAUGUGAAACCAGACUUCUUUAAUACACUAUGUCAUGGUGAUUUCUGGGCUAAUAAUUUAAUGGUUACCUAUACAGAAGAAGCAAAUAUAUCAAAAAUAAAAAAUGUUUUGGCUUUGGAUUUUCAAUUUAGUGUUUGGGGUAGUCCAGCAGUGGAUUUACAUUUAUUUUUUAACACAUCAUUGAGACAUGAAUUACGUCUUCAUAAACAGAAAAUAUUAGUCGAAUAUUACUAUGGGAUUUUGACAAGAACUCUGCAAAAAUUAAACUACACAGGCGAUGUGCCAACACUAAAAGAUUUAUGGGUGCAGUUAGAGGCUAAACGUUUUUAUGCGGUUACUGCGUCACUUAUAGUACAACCAGUAUUACUAAAUGAGAAUAAUGAAGACGCCGAUUUUAAUGCUUUAGUAUCUGAUGAUGAAAGAGGUCGGAGACUUCGUAGCAUAUUGUAUACUAAUAAAAAGGUACAGGAAUAUGCUAAAAUACUCAUACCUUUUUUUGACCAGAAGGGACUUUUAGAUGGAAUAGUAUAAAUUGAUCAAUUAUAAUUUUUAUUAGGCAACCCUGAUCUUAUGACUGGGAUGCAAAUAAAAAAUUAAUUAAU
Molecule: messenger RNA, 1535 nt
Organism: Teleopsis dalmanni
Lineage: Eukaryota; Metazoa; Arthropoda; Insecta; Diptera; Diopsidae
Exons: 2
Coding region: 214-1464 (416 amino acids)
Source: RefSeq, a predicted model, not a curated record